This is a messenger RNA of Mytilinidion resinicola, 1185 nucleotides long. RefSeq lists its product as uncharacterized. The transcript is spliced from 2 exons. Lineage: Eukaryota; Fungi; Ascomycota; Dothideomycetes; Mytilinidiales; Mytilinidiaceae. The record is from RefSeq and is a predicted model, not a curated record. Gene Ontology annotation, molecular function: actin monomer binding; actin filament binding. Gene Ontology annotation, cellular component: cytoplasm; actin filament. The coding region runs from base 1 to 891 and encodes 296 amino acids. Gene Ontology annotation, biological process: actin filament depolymerization; barbed-end actin filament capping.
AUGGCUCUAGCAGGCCGCGUCCACAAAGCUAUCAGUGACUUCUUGUGCAACGAGUCGUGCUUCGCGCUGCUCAUCAAAGUCUCUGAUGAUCUCCAGCCGCUUCCUGCCAUUACACCCGAGAAACACUUGGAACCAGACUUGAUGGCCUCGCUCUCCCUCCUCGACGGCUACAUCACUCCCAGAUCUCCACUUUAUGUCAUCAUCAGAGAGCAGGGCAGACUAGUGUUCAUCACCUAUGUUCCUUUUCUGGCCCCUCAGGAUCAGCGAAAGCUCAUCAUGGACGAAAGGUUGGCUGUAGCUGCCGAAUUAGGCGCCGAAAAUCUUUUGUAUGCAUGUAUCUGCAAGGAGCCUGCCGACAUUCUGGAUUGGCGAGCGUGGGAGUCAAGAGAAGCGUCGUUAAGCAAAUUCGAGAGUCCAGAACACAUGGAUGAGGGAGAGAACAGGGUAGUGCACGCGACGCAGGGUAUGCCACGAUUCGUGGAUCUCGGUUACACCAAACACCAUUGCAGACUGUGUGAUCGCCGCCUGACAAUGCCCAUAACAGAUGAGGCCAAAGCGGCACUAACGAACUUGAUGUCGAGAGGAUCUACUUUUGUCGACGUUCCAACCGAGACUAUCACACUUGGGCUGUCCGAGAUUCAUGCACUACCGUCUGAGCUUCCGUCCAAAGUCUCACCACAACCAAGCUUCACCUUCUACAAUCAUUCCGAAUCCGGCUCGCUCAUUUUCAUCUAUUGCUGCCCGCCAGACGCCACAGUCAAGGCUCGUAUGACCCAUACCAUGGCAGUUCCGGGACUGGUAAAUGUGAUUGCGAGGGAAGCGGGCGUGGAAGUGACCAGGAAGAUAGAAAUUGAUGGUCCCGAAGACUUGACCCCGGAUUUACUAGGCUAGGAAACUGCGCCAUACCUAGCAAUCACCCCGAAACGCCCACGCGGUUGGCGACGCACUUCGGAGGUCUGUGUCCAUUCCGGGGGACGGUGGAGACAAACGCACGUUAUACUGCAUGCAUGGUAUGGUAUACACUCUCCCCCCCCCGUACGGACUGGACACAGCCGUGCGCAAAACAUGGGUUUUUGUAUGUAAAAUCCCCUGUUCUACGCACGGUGGUGUCCAGUCCGUACAGGGGGGAGAGUGUAGAGAGUCUCAUUUCCCAAAUCAACGGUUCUAAUGUCUCCACGCUCCGGC